Balaenoptera ricei (Rice's whale) is the source of this 1437-nucleotide messenger RNA. RefSeq names its product calcium/calmodulin dependent protein kinase IV (gene CAMK4). Gene Ontology annotation, biological process: protein phosphorylation. Lineage: Eukaryota; Metazoa; Chordata; Mammalia; Artiodactyla; Balaenopteridae. The record is from RefSeq and is a predicted model, not a curated record. The coding region runs from base 16 to 1437 and encodes 473 amino acids. Gene Ontology annotation, molecular function: calcium/calmodulin-dependent protein kinase activity; calmodulin binding; ATP binding. The transcript is spliced from 11 exons.
AGUCCCGCCGCGAAGAUGCUCAAAGUCACGGUGCCCUCGUGCUCCGCCUCGUCCUGCUCUUCGGUCACCGCCAGUGUGGCCCCGGGGGCCGGGAGCCUCGUCCCGGAUUACUGGAUCGACGGCUCCAACAGGGAUGCUUUGAACGAUUUCUUCGAGGUGGAGUCGGAGCUGGGACGGGGUGCUACAUCCAUUGUAUACAGAUGCAAACAGAAGGGGACCCAGAAGCCUUAUGCUCUCAAAGUGUUAAAGAAAACAGUGGACAAAAAAAUCGUAAGAACUGAGAUAGGAGUUCUUCUUCGCCUCUCACAUCCAAACAUUAUAAAACUUAAAGAGAUAUUUGAAACCCCUAUAGAAAUCAGUCUGGUCCUAGAACUCGUCACAGGAGGAGAGCUGUUUGACAGGAUUGUGGAAAAGGGAUAUUAUAGUGAACGAGAUGCUGCAGAUGCUGUCAAACAAAUCCUGGAGGCAGUUGCUUACCUACAUGAAAAUGGGAUUGUCCAUCGUGAUCUCAAACCAGAGAAUCUUCUCUAUGCAACUCCAGCCCCAGAUGCACCACUCAAAAUUGCUGAUUUUGGACUCUCUAAAAUCGUGGAACAUCAAGUGCUCAUGAAGACAGUAUGUGGAACCCCAGGGUACUGCGCACCUGAAAUUCUUAGAGGCUGUGCCUAUGGACCUGAGGUGGACAUGUGGUCUGUAGGAAUAAUCACCUACAUCUUACUUUGUGGAUUUGAACCAUUCUAUGAUGAAAGAGGCGAUCAGUUCAUGUUUAGGAGAAUUCUGAACUGUGAAUAUUACUUUAUCUCCCCCUGGUGGGAUGAAGUAUCUCUAAAUGCCAAGGAUUUGGUCAGAAAAUUAAUUGUGUUGGAUCCUAAGAAAAGGCUGACUACCUUCCAAGCUCUCCAGCACCCGUGGGUCACAGGUAAAGCAGCCAAUUUUGUACACAUGGAUACAGCUCAAAAGAAGCUCCAAGAAUUCAAUGCCCGGCGCAAGCUCAAGGCAGCAGUGAAGGCCGUGGUGGCCUCUUCCCGGUUGGGAAGCGCCAGCAGCAGCCAUGGCAGCAUCCAGGAGAGCCAGAAGGCCAGCCGAGAGCCAUCUCCAACACAAGAUGGCAAUGAAGAUGUUAAAGCUAUUCCGGAAGGAGUGAAAAUUCAAGGAGAUGGGGCCCAAGUGGCAGUUGAGGGGGCAGAGGCUGAGCUGAUGAAGGUGCAGGCCAUAGAGAAAGUUAAAGAUGCUGAAAUAAAUGCUGCUGAGGCCACCAAGAUGGUGCCCGAGGCAUUAGAGGAUGGGAUAAAGGAGGCUGACCCAGAAAUAGAGGAGGGCCUAGUGGAGGAAAAGCUGAAGACUGUUGAGGAAGCAGCAGCCCCCAAAGAAGGGCAAGAAAACCCUGCUCUGGAAUUUGGAGCUCAGCAGAAUGAUGUGAUCCUGCCAGAGUACUAA